Messenger RNA from Pocillopora meandrina, 2163 nucleotides. The record is from the annotation of a GenBank genome assembly. NCBI's taxonomy places the organism in Eukaryota, Metazoa, Cnidaria, Anthozoa, Scleractinia, Pocilloporidae.
AUGACGGUUUUGCCUGCAUCAAUUUGUUUUGUAUUACGAUCAGCCACAACAUACCUCAUAGCUACUAACUUCCCGUCACAUUCGUGCAGGUUUCAGCAGUGUUCCUACGCGCAUAGUGCUAUUUUUAGAAGAACCCUGGAGGGAUUCUUGCGCCCCGCGUCGCGAAUACCCAUAGAAAUACUGCAAUUUCAUUGGAAGAUAUGUAAUCGAAUUGCAGAAGGCUUUUGCUAAACUAGGCUUGAUUUUCGCUAUCAUGAUUGGUCAUGAUUUUUGUACCUCUAGGGGAGGGGUGGGAGGAUCGCAGGCUCCUUUCCCGUAUGGCUUUCACUAACUAACUUUUUAAAAACGGUAAGUUGUUAGCCUUUUAAAUCAAUUAUCUUCGAAGCCGCUGACCAGUGUGUGUAGUAGUCACGGCUUCAACCACCAUAGAAAUUCUGGUGGUUAGGAUUUCUAAACAAAACCAGAACCAAAGAGGGCUGAGGAAAUUAACCAAACAGAGCUCGAGAGAAAAACCCAGAAAGAUACUGAGUCAAAGUGAAAGACGUCAAAGCAUACAGAGUUUGAUACUUAGAAAUUUUAAAAAGCGAAGCAAAUAUCUUUCAUGCCCUCACGGACCAACUUUGUUUCUUUAGCGACCUCAUAAGAAAUACGGCUGAAAGAGUAAGACAUCAGACAUUUUUAACUCCAAGCCACCGAAUUUUCGAUUGCAUAACGCGGCUUACUAGGAAUACCACGAGAACAUUUCGUUUUUACUAGAGAAUCAAUAAAAAAUUAUAUUUCUUUCACCAAGAUGGUUGCGCAACCUCUGAGAUAGAGGUCCCAUUAUAAACAUCAUACAAAGUUCCACGCGGGGGGCAUUCGCGUUCAAAAUAAGAGCACAACAAAAUAAAUGAAAAUUAACAGUUUUCUUUUGUUAGCAAAGGGAAAUUUUCACUUCAGAAUAUUGUUUGCUUCUCGUGCGUUAAUUAACUAUGAACAAUGCGAGAAUAGUUUCUAAAUGUGAGAUACCAAACGAAAGACGACGAAUUAUCACCAGAAAGAGAACUAUCAAAAUUGAUCAAAAUUACAUAAACGAAUUUCAGGUCGGUAAAGAGAAUUUUAUUUUCAUUUAUGUCAAUUAAAUAGAAGAAGCCACCUCAGGCUGAUAUAGCAUAAUGACUGACACGUCAAGAAACAAAAUUUGCAUUUCAAUGAGGAUUUGAAUGGAACAUUGAAACAGGUGGAAUUUACGUGAAUGCAGUAAACAGUCCAAUAAGAUAGUGAGUGGUGCAAGGCUCUGUAAGAAGCUAGCAAGUUCAAAAUACAAAACAAAAAUAUUAUAUUUAAAAAUUGAGGUUGAAAAGAAACCCAUCUGUAACCUUCUGGUGUAUUUCAGGGGAGCGCUUUGGUAUCAAGUUUUUAAGCGAUUUUUAGCCGUUGGACGCAGCUAUGAUCAAAGGAAAAUCAGGAAAAGCGGAUCUAACACCAUCCACCCGCUUUCAGGUAAAAUAUCUUGGCUGUGGAAAAACAGAAGAACCCGGCGUCGCUGGGAUAGAAAAAGCAGUACGCAAAAUACAAGAACAAGUGAAAGACGAUGACAAAAGCUGUCCGAAAAUGUAUUUAGAGGUGGAAACUAACGGCGUAAAAUUCACGGAGGUGAAAACCAAGUCCACAAUGAACGAAUCAAAGUUUAUAUCUCUUGAUAACAUUUCCUAUUGUACUUUAAACAGACUUGACGCCACUAUCUUUGCGUUUAAUCACCACAAAGGUCCAUCAGUAAUCGAAUGUCAUGCGCUGGCCUGUGACAGCGAAGAGAGAGCAAAAGCUAUUGGACUGGCUUUAUAUGCUGCUUUUCGAGAAGGACAUUUUCAAAAGCUGCGUCGGGAUAGACGCAAGUCCUUUGAGCAGAAGCGCUUUGAGAGGAGAACAAGUUUUCAUAAUUACGACUGCAAAACCUCUAGCAAUACUACCGAUGGAAAAUCUUCUUUAAAUGUUGCAAAAGAUUCUCCGAAUGAGGACAAUUCAACCAACGAUGUUGGCCAUUUUGAGCCACGUCGAGGCAAUUUAGAGGUAGAUAUUCAUAGCAAUUACGAGGAACAAGAUCUUGAAUUGGAUAAAAUUAUUGAGGAUCUUCUGUCGACAGUGGAAUUAGAAAGGGCAAAAAUUGAACAAGAUUCUGUUUGA